AUGACACCACCUCCACUUCCACAUCUAACUCCACCACUUGCACCACCACAUUCACUACCUCCACAACCACCGCCACCGUCACCGCCACCACUACCACAACCACCACCUCCUCCAAUGUCUCCUCCACCUCCACCUCCACCACCACCACCAACACCAUGCUGCCACUGCCACUGCCACCACCACCUCGACAACCGCCAUCCCCACCACCACCACUACCACAACCACAACCACCAACUCCACCUUCAUCACCACCACCACCUCCACUCCAUCACCAACACUACCACCACAUGA
Prunus armeniaca (apricot) is the source of this 291-nucleotide messenger RNA. Lineage: Eukaryota; Viridiplantae; Streptophyta; Magnoliopsida; Rosales; Rosaceae. The record is from the annotation of a GenBank genome assembly.